Branchiostoma floridae (Florida lancelet) is the source of this 2288-nucleotide messenger RNA. RefSeq lists its product as uncharacterized. The record is from RefSeq and is a predicted model, not a curated record. Lineage: Eukaryota; Metazoa; Chordata; Leptocardii; Amphioxiformes; Branchiostomatidae. Gene Ontology annotation, molecular function: metal ion binding; ATP binding.
UGGAUAGACAGGUACGGGUACACUAACGUAUGGGGCGUUUAGACCAAAUUCAGGCUCAGAAGCGAACCAACGCUACACACCGUACGUGUCCCCAAGACCGUCGUCCGUUUUCUGACAGGACCACUUGAGUGCCUUUGACCUUGACCAUGUCGUCGACCGGAACCGGACGUGACGUCACAGUUCUCAUCCCCCUGUGUAAGGCGAACCCGGAUAAGGAAGCGGACCUGAGAAAGUGUCCGACAGUACGGGUCAAGCAUGUCAUUUUCGACUGCAUCGAUGAAAAGGAGACUCUCAUGAAUUACGUUCAACGUUUGAAGAAGGUUGUGAAAGAGAAUGACGUCAGCGUUGUCCUGCCAACGACCGACCUGUCCACGUUCGCGCACGCCGCCCUGGCCCGGGAUUUCCCGCACAUCCCCGGCCCCAGUGUGGAGUCGUGCUACCUGGCCUUCCACAAACCGUACACUCGGAAGCACCUGGACUUUGCCGAAAUGCCAACCCCCUACGACGUGUUAGAUUUGGACUCUCCCACUUUGCUCCAAGAUGCAGAGAAAGCCUUGGAGACAGUCGGCCUUCCUGCCUUCGUCAAAUCCGGAACAGCUACGUUGGCCUAUGGUCUGAAGAAGAUUGAAAGUUACGACGACUUGAAAGGCGCACUCAUAGACUUCAAGACCAUGAGGGACGAACACCCAGACUUCAUGUUUGCACCAAGUGCUGCAUUCUACAGGGACUACUUUACGGAGUACCUAGAUGUCAAAAAGUACCCCCUGGCCCUGUGUGACGUUGUUCUGGUGGAACCGUUCCUGGAUGCCGAGACUUUAUGUACCAUGGACGGCUGUGUGGUCAAUGGGAAGCUGGUUCACUGGACGAUCACUGACGAGCUCCAGUAUGACGGCCACGAGGCGAAGUUCACCUCCAUGUUGGGCCCCACGAACGAGCCACAGGACGUCCAGACACGCAUGUGGAAAAUCUAUGACGACAUCAUGGCCAAGAUGAUUGAGUGUGGCUUCAACGACGGCUACACAAACAUCGAGAUCUUUAAGAUGAAAGAUGGAAAGCUGAGACUGUGUGAGGUGAACGCACGUGGCUCCAGACUGGUGCAGGGAAUCUACAGACAAGUCUACGAGAACGCGAACCAAGACUACGUCUACUUGGCAGCGGGUACCGGCCUCGUCCCCGCCACCCCUCCUCCCACCGGACGGCACGGGGUCGCUUACAUGGCCAAGUUCUUGGGGCAUCAGGAAAGGCCAGGCGAUUUCUUGGACUUCGACAAGAUCGCGCAGCUGAAGUCGGACCCAGACGUGUACAUCUCCCCGUACUACAAGCGGGAUGACGAGUUAGCCGACAUCCCGGGUAGCGCGGGGUGUGACAUCUGUGCAGUGGUCGCCUAUGGCAACAACAGGCACCAAAUGAUGAAGAAACUGGUGGAUGUUCUACGUCUAAUCGUCAAGAAACCAGAACGACUUGCCUAUCCCGUGUCUGAGGAGAAUAUGAUGUCCAUUCUUUACUGAUUGUAACCGCCUAGGCUAACGUCAAAUUUAUAAACAAUCCGGGGCCCGGUCAGGCUAGUUAUGGAAACGAAAAAUAGUAAAAAAAUAUACACAAAUAGUGCCCACGACCAUUCUCUUUACGUCUUAUGUAGUUGGGUGUCUUUCGUAUAAUGGUUUUUUGUUCCCGAAAGCUGCCCGGCCAGGCCCCGGUUUGGACAUGUGACAUAGGCCUAAGAUGUUGCCUUACACUCGCUGUGACCACGUACACUGUGAACUAAAAUUUGACAGAUCCCUUAAGGAAUUUAUAGGUAAAAUGUUUGAUAUUUUUACGCUUUGUGUAUUUUGAUGUCUUUCAAGUCGUACUUUUAUAUCUUGUAUGGUUUUUCAAUUAUGGAAUCAAGGGCUAAUUGCAAUUAAUAUUUAGGUCGCAACGAGAUCACAUUCUGGUGGAAUAGAUGCUUUAACUAGCGAUAUCUAACUUUCCAGAUCAUAUAUAUGGCCUCUAGAUCACAUUCCAUAUAUGAAAUGAUAUAAUACAUGUCAUCAGUAUUUCCAUGCGGCCGGUAAAAUACCCCUUUGCCGGUCUUAUAAAAUGGUCUCUACCAGACUGCAAAGAAACUGUAUUUAACGCACAUGGUCCAAAAGCGCCGCCAAACGGCGAAAAAUAUCAUAACAUGCUGAAAGCAUAACCUGGGCCGCUAGGGGUCCUCAUUGACACGUGAAGAACCGCGAUAUCGUUUUUUUUAUCAUAGAUCGUGCAUCAGGGUCGACGUCAAAGGUUGCAAAUCUGUUGACAGAACG